Messenger RNA from Motacilla alba alba, 2320 nucleotides. It is a transcript of the gene FHL2, whose product is annotated as four and a half LIM domains 2. The transcript is spliced from 6 exons. The record is from RefSeq and is a predicted model, not a curated record. Gene Ontology annotation, molecular function: transcription factor binding; transcription coregulator activity. Bases 465 to 1595 code for a protein of 376 amino acids. Gene Ontology annotation, biological process: negative regulation of calcineurin-NFAT signaling cascade; negative regulation of transcription by RNA polymerase II. Gene Ontology annotation, cellular component: Z disc; nucleus. Lineage: Eukaryota; Metazoa; Chordata; Aves; Passeriformes; Motacillidae.
AAAGAAGGGUGGAGAGAAAUUAGACAGGGGUCUGAAUGCUCAUAAAGAAAUGCCUGCACACGUGCUCUUUGUAAAAAUGUGCACCACUCCACAAAGAAGAAGAGAGGCAGGUCGUUUUGCUCUUCUUUGGCAAGACACUCAGCAGGAAAAAUGACCAAAGCAAAUGAAGUCUCACACCAGUUUUAACCAAGGACUUUAUUCUCUCAGCCAGGUGAAGAGCCUUACAAAUGUUUGGGCUUGCGUUGCUGUAAAACCUCUCCUUCUGCAAAGAGUGAGCUCUCGGAUUUAGCAAAGCCGUGUUAUUAAUAAGCAUCGGGGGUUUAGAGAAACAAAGGCUGGAGGAAGGGAGAGGGAGCCUUAUUUUAGGAAGGGGGCCAAGAUAGACAAGAUGUUUAGGAGGGGGAAGUAUUGACACCCUUGGAAUAGAGAAAGUGUCGAAUGCCAGCUGCAGAGCGCCUCAAAGAAUGAGAGUCUCCGAUGCUUUUGUCUCCUUAUAUGGUAAAAUGAUAGCGAGGGGUUUCACUGGGCUGGGGAAGGCAGCAGCCUCUUUCCACACACACUGCCUGCAGAGCUGCGAUCGGCGGAGCCGCUCUUUGCAGGCAGUGGAAAGCCCCAGCUGGCUGCGCAGCUCUCCGCUGCGAGCAGGCCGGUGUGCUCUUGGCACAUUUGUUAAUGGAUGUGACCCCCUGUCCCCGGUCCAGGAGGUGGCAUUAACUGCCCGCUACUGCUCUGAUAGCUGGACUCCAGACACCAACAUGACUGAACGCUUUGAUUGCCACUACUGUAAAGAGUCUCUAUUUGGUAAGAAGUACAUCCUGAAGGAGGACAGCCCCUACUGUGUGAAAUGUUAUGAAAAUCUUUAUUCCAACACCUGUGAGGAAUGCAAAAAACCUAUUGGUGCUGACUGCAAGGAUCUGUCUUAUAAGGACCGCCACUGGCAUGAAACCUGCUUCCACUGCUUCCAGUGCAAGAAUUCCUUGGUGGAUAAACCUUUUGCUGCAAAAGAGGAACAUCUACUUUGUACUGACUGCUACUCCAAUGAAUACUCUUCCAAAUGUAAUGAGUGCAAGAAGACAAUUAUGCCAGGUACUCGGAAGAUGGAAUACAAGGGCAACAGCUGGCACGAGACCUGCUUUAUCUGCUACCGCUGCCAGCAGCCUAUUGGGACAAAGAGCUUCAUCCCUAAGGACAAUCAAAACUUCUGUGUACCCUGCUAUGAGAAGCAGUUUGCCAUGCAAUGUGUCCAGUGCAAGAAGGCUAUCACCACAGGAGGCGUUACUUACCGGGAGCAACCAUGGCAUAAGGAGUGUUUCGUGUGUACUGCAUGCAAGAAGCAGUUGUCUGGGCAGCGCUUUACCUCCAGGGAUGAGUUUGCAUACUGCUUGAGCUGCUUCUGCAACCUCUAUGCCAAAAAGUGUGCUGGAUGUACAAACCCAAUCAGUGGACUCGGAGGAACCAAGUACAUCUCUUUUGAAGAACGGCAGUGGCAUAAUGAUUGCUUUAACUGUAAGAAGUGCUCCCUUUCAUUGGUGGGUCGUGGCUUCCUCACAGAAAGGGAUGACAUCCUUUGCCCUGAAUGUGGAAAGGAUAUUUAAAGUGCAAACUAAGAGGUGAGGAAGAAGGGAGGAAAGCCGUGCUCGCAAUAUAUAGUCUGAAACACAUGGAUGUUCAGAGCUACCUUUGCCACUCUGUGUCUCACUGUACUAUUAACAUUUCUUAACCUUUUUCUUUAUACUCUCCAAAUCUGGAGGGAAAACAGCUUGAGAAUCUCUAAUAGCAGUGUUGGUGUUUAAGAUUUCUAUCAAUAACAAAAACUAAUGCAAAACCCAUGAUGUAAAACUAUUUGGCUGUUUUUGACACAACAUACCAUUUUUAAUAUUUUUUUUCCUAAAAAUAUUCCAGUUACAAGCAAGUGAUACAGUUCAAGGAUAACAAUGGCCACACACAAUACAUUAAUAGGUGGAUAUCCAGGGUGAAGCCUUCUGCCAACUGAAAUCAAUGGCAAAGGCCAUUCAAUUCCAAUAAGGCUGCUGUGACCCCAGUGUUCUUGAGCUAUGUGAUAAGUGUGUGCUGUCAAGUCUGUAGAAAGACUGCAAAAGUAGAGAGUGUUUCAAUGUACAUGGAUUUGUUACAUGCCAUAAAGAGAUAAUGAUGAAACUGAACAGUGGAAGUGGGAGUGCUUCAUGACAGGUACAUAUUUUAUUGCAUGUCUAGCUGAUCAUUGUGCGAAGUACAAGUUCUGAUUGACAGUGUCAGUAUUACAGUUAGUUGACAUUACAUUGCACAUUGUAUUUUUCAAAAUAAAAUUGUUUAAAACAAA